Molecule: messenger RNA, 267 nt
Organism: Oikopleura dioica
Lineage: Eukaryota; Metazoa; Chordata; Appendicularia; Copelata; Oikopleuridae
Source: the annotation of a GenBank genome assembly
AUGAUUUUCCUGUGCGAGGAGCAUUUUGACUUUGAGAUGCGCCAAGGCGACUUUAAAAACGUUGAGCAAACGCUCACGCAUGAAAUGAUCCACUGGAUUGACUCGAUUGAUGGGAAAGACUUGACCAACACAGAGGCGCUAUUCAAGUCGGAACUUCGAGCUGCGACGCUUUCUGGUCAAUGUCUAGACGGCUAUUCUGGGGAGAAUGAACUUUUCAAGAAAAUAUUCAAUCAUAGUCAGGGAUUUAAUUUUUCUGGCAGUAAUUGA